Molecule: messenger RNA, 501 nt
Organism: Fusarium mangiferae
Lineage: Eukaryota; Fungi; Ascomycota; Sordariomycetes; Hypocreales; Nectriaceae
Exons: 2
Coding region: 1-501 (166 amino acids)
Source: RefSeq, a predicted model, not a curated record
AUGGCAUGUGACACGCCAGGCACCAAUUUCUAUCAGGCAGCAAUUGGCGCCAGGCAUCAAAAAACUGGGGUAUCAUCAUAUUCUUCUUGGGCAAAUAUCCUCACUGCCCAACAAGGACAGGACUGCUAUAUUCUAUCAAGCGCUCAACCAUGGAACACGCUGGUAUGCCAAACACUCGCGAUAGCCUCGCAAUCUGAGCAAUAUAGUUACUUAUACCGAAUAGCCGCAGCAGAGUCCCCGAACCGCACGAUGGCAAGCAGCACGAAACGCAUCGGCGAGGAUGCAGAGAACGGGAUUAACGAACGUAUUACGGGCUACCAUACUUUUGUUAUCCAAAAACCAUCGACGAUUACUGCAGACGGUCUCCUCGUAGGAGUUACGCGCCAUGGCCAACUCGGCGAGGAAAAGACCGAAAAGUCAACGGGAGCAGCGGGAUGGGAUGUGGAAUUUGGCGAUCGUGUCAGGGUGUUUAAUGUCAAUGUAGUAGUCAAACCACGGUGA